This is a messenger RNA of Lichtheimia ornata, 828 nucleotides long. RefSeq lists its product as uncharacterized. The record is from RefSeq and is a predicted model, not a curated record. The coding region runs from base 1 to 828 and encodes 275 amino acids. The transcript is spliced from 4 exons. Lineage: Eukaryota; Fungi; Mucoromycota; Mucoromycetes; Mucorales; Lichtheimiaceae.
AUGAAGGCUGAAGAACAGAAAAACGCUACUGGCAACGAUCAUCGAGAAACACCAACACCACCUCCAGUCCCUCCACCAACACCUUCACCACAAUCUUCUCGUAAUAACACUUCACUACUUUCUCCUUGGUGGUCUGAAUCAACUCAACCAGAAAAGAAACCCGCCAAAGGUCAUCACUUGCUCAUGCACUUUACUCGCAUCGUCAACGGCUCAAUAAAAGACAACAACGACAGCAACAGUAAUAGCAAUACACCUCUUUUUACCGAGCAGUGUGUGUUGCUCACAAAGCAAGAUCACUCAUCGUCCACUACCACAACCGACCCACAGCAUUCCACAUCUACCAGCAAUGGCAUCAAGUUUCUUAAUGACAAGCAGCAAUCCGACUGCCGCAUGGUGUGUUUAUUGCGAGAGAACCAAGAAAAACGGAAGGAACAGCAAAAAGCACAUGGCUCGUUUCUCAAUCCAUUUCAUGGGCUAUGGAUUAUCGUAGCUACCACUCAAGCACGAUGUUUAGAGCAUACAGCAGAGAAAGAGAUUACCAAAAAGAACCAUGCUGACUAUUACACAAUCAACCUCGGAGAACGAUUUAGCGGAUCAGGAGAUGAUGUGAAACGGAUGGUGACCAAGCUAUUCGCACCUACGCAAGAAUUGACACGACGCUACAUUCAAUCAUGGGAAGAUGGCACGCAAUCCGCAUUUCUAUCCAAGUUUUGGGAGAGCGCUGUACGAGGAGAUGCUUUUCAAUUGGUCCGUGACAGCACGCGAAGACUCUUCAAGAUGGCAAGUGGAGGUGAUAAAGACGACAAUGGCAAGGACAAUCGAAGUUGA